AGCGAUAGAACGAUAGCGUCAUCACACAUUUUAGAGAUUUUUGUGCCGAAAUUGGUCGCGUAUGAAACUUUUUUUUUGUUAAAUGCAAUAAAUACUGCAAAAAAUCGUGUUAUGAACGUGUGAGUCCUUUUAUAGCCGGUUUUAAUUUUAUACGAAAAGGAAAUUAAGCAACUUUUGACAUCACCAAAUCCGAUCGAUUUGAACCGGGAUUUGUGUGCUAUGAAAAAUCUAAAUUACGAAGAAAUUUGAAAGAGAAAGAAGCAAGACUCACAAUGGCGUUGGUAAAUCUGAACAACAACAACAACGUAAUGCAACGCGACAAAGAUAAGGAAAACGAACGAACCGAUAUCCCGAGAGGCAAGAGUUUUAUGAUUUCGACGGGAACGACGGCGAUUGCAAAGAAGGAACACUUGAAAUACGACAUAAAACCGAAAUUCGUGGAUAAUCAGCAAAACAAGGGCAAGAAAGAUAAACUGCGACGCAACAAGAAUGGAAGCGGCAAUAAUAUCAACAUUGUUUCGGUAUCCGUCACGAAGGCAUCUGUUGAUGCGAACAAAGAUUCGAAUCGACGAGUCUCCGCAGGAACAAUGACAAACAUGAAAUCACAAAAAAAUCCGCGAUUUCAAUACGAUACGAACCAACUUUAUUCAUUGAGUAUGAAUCAAAACGGAAUGUCGCCUACUUCGAAUCGAAACAAUUCGUGUUUAUCUCCUCCAAAGUCAGAUUCUUCGACUUCAUCCUCUUCACGUGCUUACGAGACAUCAAAUCAAUUGCGAUAUCAACCUCAAUGGCAACCGUAUCAGAAUCCCGAACGAUAUUAUCAACCUUUACAGAACGAAAACCAUUGGCCUCAACAAAAUUCGUAUCAAAAUUGGAAUUCGAAUCGUGCUCCAAAUUACAAUUCGUAUCACAAUCGUUACAAUAGAUCAUGGCGAUCUGGAAAUUAUGGAAACAACAAUCAAUUAACGUAUCGUAAUUCAAAGUCUUACAACGAUAUAAGUCGUCAUGGAGGCGGAGACGGUCCACAAAUGAAUCAAAAUAACAACAAAACAAAUCUUGCUUUGUCUCCGAUUUCGUCAAAAAAUGAAAAUGCGACGCCAACAUUGAGCAAAUCUUCGUCGAGAAGUUCCUUAAAUGACAAAAGUUCACGAUCUUCAGUCAAUUCCUCGCCAGAUGCGCAUGCUAGCGAAUUAGAAUAUGACUCUGACACAUCAAAGGUAUCAUCUGUUACGUCAUCGUUCACAUCGAAAACGAGAAUUGUUUCCAAAGGACGCCAACUUAGCAAACAUCAUACGUACGAAUCGAGAUCUGCGCCCGAAAUGUCAACAUUGAACGAAUUUCGAUCAUCAACGGAUAACGUUACGCCGCCUUAUCGUUCGAUGCCUCACGAAACAUUCACAGCAGACAAUCGAAACGGAUAUUAUCAACAUCAGCAACAAAAUUCUCAAAAUGGGUAUUAUGGAUCGCAAUAUCUUCAAAUCAACAAUUGGGUCUCGAAUUUGGGAAUUAAUGGAAACAUGCCGAAUGGAUAUCAAAUGUACGCGCAGGAUGUGUCGUAUGAUACUUUGAACAACAAUGGAGAGUUUUUCGUAGAUGGACAGAAGAAACAAAGAUCUCUCAGUAAGGAAAGUUUGAAUUCAGUCGCUUGUUCUGAUGCGAAUUCAGCAAUUAUGCCAAUGCAUCAAACAGAGACAAACAAUAAUUAUAUGUUUUACAUGAAUCCGAACAACUUUCCGCAACAAUUUCAGACGACAAAUCGUUCGAGACACGUAAUGAAUCACGUGCAUCGCUUCAAUCCGUCGCCAAACAAUAAAAAUCAAUCGACACAGGUAAAAGCAACAAACACAAUAGCUCCAAUAGUGUCUCCCGAUACAUUUUUCUACAAUACGACAUUGCCAUUUGUGAAGGAUGAACCAAAAGAAUUGCUUUCUGGCUCGAAAUGGGAUCCAAUUUCCAAAGAUAUUUGGACAAAAUUCCUUUCGGCACAGCAAAGCGAAGCAAUGUUCAAUAAGAAAAUCCAAUUGUGGCGUUAUCUGUACUACAAUAUUCGACAACAUUAUCCGCAAUUCGGAUUGUAUAUGGUAGGAUCAACAAUUGCUGGAUUCGGAACAGAUUCGUCAGAUGUAGAUAUGUGUCUGGUUUGUCGUGAAAAUCAAACAGUACUCGAUCCACGCAUGAAUGCAAUGAUUACUCUUUCACAAAUUCAAAAACUUUUACAAGCAUAUCCAGUAUUCGAUGAAUUCCAUUUGAUACAAGCUCGUGUUCCUAUAUUACGAUUCAAAGAUGUCGAUAACAAGAUAGAGGUCGAUCUGAAUUACAAUAAUUGUGUUGGCAUUCGGAAUACUCAUUUGCUACAUUGUUACGCUCAAAUGGAUUGGCGCCUUCGCCCGUUAGUGUUAAUUGUCAAACUUUGGGCUCGUUUUCACAAUAUCAAUGACGCAAGAAAUGCAACUUUGCCGAGUUAUUCGUUAGUUUUGAUGGUAAUUCACUUCCUUCAAUGCGGAGUUCAACCCGCAGUUUUGCCAUGUUUGCAUAAAUUACAUCCCGAAAAGUUCUCUGCAAAUCGAGAUUCAACGCAGAUCGACAUGAAUGAGGUAAUUGAUCCCGUCAAAAGUGAGAAUCACGAUAGUUUGGGAGAGUUGUUUGUUAAAUUUCUCGAGUAUUACAGCAAGUUUGAUUACGCACGAAACGCGAUUUCCAUCCGUACAGCUUCUUGUCUUCCUAUUGAGCAAUGUCGACAAGUGCGAACGCCAAAGAAUGAUACGCAUCAAUGGAAAGUACUUUGCAUCGAAGAGCCAUUUGAUUUCACGAACACGGCUCGUUCGGUAUACGAUCACGAGGUAUUCGAGCGUGUCAAAACAACAUUUUUGACGUCGUGGCAACUGCUGAGUAACAGCAAUCGUCUCGAUUCCGUUUUCAGUAUGCCUCUUUUCACGCCCGUGCAUCUGUAUUCGCCGCCUCCCGUAUCGAACAACUUCCCAUUGCUUUACUCGCCGAUACCAUCGCCAACGAAUCGUACUGAUAAUACAACCGAGGUUCCUUCUUCUGUCGCUGGAGACACAAAAACCAACAACAAUCAUUAGGAAAGCUGUGCGACGUCAAGUCAAGAAGAAGUUUUUUUUUUUUUCUAAAUGUACAAUUAUUUUUUUGUUUUUAUACAUAUUUACGCACAUUAACGCACUUCAUCAUCAUCAUCACCAUUACCAACGACAGACAAACAAAAACAAAACAUGAAACGAAGAGAAAUGUGCUAAUAUUUGUUAAGUGAAAGCAAACAGGGGGUGACCAUAACACAAAAAAUCGCAAAAAAAGAAAGAGCUCUGUACUUUAUUUUCUUAUUGCUGUCAUUUAUUUUUUCUUCGGUGCAGUAAUUUUCGGACAAGCUCAGUUCAGUUUAUUUAUUACACGAAUCAAGAAAGGUUACCCCCGAACAAAUUUGAUAAUGAUCACAAGUGCAAAAAAAGAACAGAAAAAAGACCGAAGACAAACUGUUCAUACAAUUAAUUAUGUUGAAGUCUAAAAAAAAAAUUAAAAAAAAAAAUACAAAAAAAAAAUAAAAAAUUUUAUCAAAAAAUUUUGAAACACAAAAAUAUAAAAAAUUAAAAAACAAAAAAAAAAUUAAAAAUAUCAAGAAAAAACCAACAAAAAAAAGAAAAUAGUUUAGUAAUGAAAGAAGACCUAAAUUGGUCAACGACUUUUUUGAAGAGAAUAAUUCAAAAAUAUUUCACAAAAAUGCAAUGCCUUCAACACCCUUCAUUCAUCAUCAUUAACUUAUUAAAACAAAAAUUUUGUGUGGCAUUGAAAUCCGUACUGCGUUCGAUUGUCGAAAAAGAAAAAGAAUUCUCAGAAUUAGAACAAAUUUCAAAGAAGAAGAAAAAAGAACAACUCAAUCGAACAUUCGCAAGAACAGAAAAUUAGCGGAUAUGAAGACAAUUAUGUUUUUAUCAAUUAAAAUUCCAUCAUUUUUUGUCAUUCCACAAAUAACUAUAUUUAACAUAAAAAUAAAUCUGUAAAGGCCUCAUCAUAGAAGAAGACAAGUCAACAACUUCAGACAAUACAUCAAAAUUAACCUCAAGUGAUUAGAUUUAUUAUAUGAGAAAAAAAAAUAGUAAAAAUUUUGUUCAUAAUUUUUUUUUGGCAACGUUUUGUUAAACAUCUCACUUAUUAUUUGUAAAAUUUUUCAAAGCAUCUCAUUCACGAAAAUUUUAUUAUUUUAUGAUUUUUUUGUCAGUUCUGUUAAUCAAAAAUAAUGAUCGUUAGAGAAAUUAAAAAAUAAACAUGUUAUACAGAUGA
Culicoides brevitarsis is the source of this 4293-nucleotide messenger RNA. Its product is annotated as GATA zinc finger domain-containing protein 14-like. Lineage: Eukaryota; Metazoa; Arthropoda; Insecta; Diptera; Ceratopogonidae. The transcript is spliced from 6 exons. Gene Ontology annotation, molecular function: poly(A) RNA polymerase activity. The record is from RefSeq and is a predicted model, not a curated record. The coding region runs from base 273 to 3083 and encodes 936 amino acids.